Octopus bimaculoides (California two-spot octopus) is the source of this 527-nucleotide messenger RNA. RefSeq lists its product as uncharacterized. Lineage: Eukaryota; Metazoa; Mollusca; Cephalopoda; Octopoda; Octopodidae. Gene Ontology annotation, biological process: regulation of DNA-templated transcription. The record is from RefSeq and is a predicted model, not a curated record. Gene Ontology annotation, molecular function: DNA-binding transcription factor activity, RNA polymerase II-specific; RNA polymerase II cis-regulatory region sequence-specific DNA binding.
UUCUUUUACAUAACCACAAGAGGAUUCAUACCAGAGAAAAACUAUACCAUUGUGAGAUUUGUGGUGAGGCCUUUACCCAGAGUAAUAUUUUAGUUAGUCAUAGACGAACACACACAGGAGAGAAACCAUAUCACUGUGAAAUCUGUGGUAAAAUGUUUUCCCAGACCAGCAUGUUAUCUACACACAGACGAAUACAUACUGGAGAGAAACCUUACAGCUGUGAUAUUUCUGGUAGAACAUUCUCUGUAAAAAGUACUUUAUCUAGUCACAAGCGAAUACAUACUGGAGAGAGGCCAUACCGUUGUAAUAUUUGUGGUAAGCAAUCUGCCCAAAAUAGUCAUUUAACCAGUCAUAAAUGGACACAUGCUGAAAAAAAGCCUUUUAGUUGUGAUAUUUGUGGCAAAUCAUUUUUACGGAAUGGUGAUUUACCUCGACAUAGGCGCAUUCAUACAGGAGAGAAACCUUUCAGCUGUGAAAUUUGUGGCAAAUCAUUCACCCUUAACAGCCAUUUAUCAAGCCAUAAGAAA